GGACGCUACAUGUAUUCGGCACCACUGCGGAGGCAGCUGGCAUCUCGCGGCAGCAGUGUCUGCCAUGUGGACAUCUCCGACAAGGGAAGUGAUGAAAUCGAUCUGGAGGGCAUUGCCAUGGAUGCCACUGGCUAUAUGAGCGAUGGGGAUGUGCUGGGCAAGAAUAUCAGAGCUGAUGACAUCACGAGUGGGUAUAUGACCGAUGGUGGUCUGGGGCUCUAUACUCGAAGGCUAAACCGGCUGCCUGAUGGCAUGGCUGCGGUGCGGGAGACGAUGCAGCACAACACUUCACUGGGGCUCGGAGAUGCUGACAGGUAAGGUCUCAUCAGC
Messenger RNA from Nestor notabilis (Kea), 330 nucleotides. RefSeq names its product neuron navigator 2-like. The transcript has 2 exons. The record is from RefSeq and is a predicted model, not a curated record. NCBI's taxonomy places the organism in Eukaryota, Metazoa, Chordata, Aves, Psittaciformes, Psittacidae. Bases 10 to 318 code for a protein of 102 amino acids.